Cetraspora pellucida is the source of this 873-nucleotide messenger RNA. The record is from the annotation of a GenBank genome assembly. Lineage: Eukaryota; Fungi; Glomeromycota; Glomeromycetes; Diversisporales; Gigasporaceae.
AUGUCUGACGAUCUAUUAGUCUCAAAUUUGUUCUCGGUAAAGGAUAAAGUAGCGUUAAUUACAGGUGGAGGUACUGGAAUUGGUAAAAUGAUUGCAAAAGCAUUCGUGAAGAAUGGUGCAAUAGUUUAUAUCGCUUCAAGGAAUAAAACAGCUGUUUCAAGGGAUAAAACGAACCUUGAUAACGUUGCAAAUGAAUUAACAGAAAUGGGUUCCGGAAAAUGUUUUAGUAUUGAAGCGAAUUUGGAUUCAAAAGCUGCUUGCGAAAAAUUGGUGACUGAUUUCAAAAAUUUAGGAAAUGAUAAACUCGAUAUUCUUGUGAAUAAUUCUGCUAUUUGGCAUGAGUCUGAUUUGACAGAUAUUCCUGAAGAUGCAUGGGAUAAAGUCUAUAGCUUAAAUGUUAAAUGUGUUUUCUAUUUAACGAUGGCUUUUUUACCAUUACUCGAAAAGGCCAGUAAAAAACUGGUUGAUCCAUCAAGAGUUAUCGUAACCGGAAGCAUUCUUGGUAUCGGUGAGGGUGAGCUCAAAGUAAUGCAAGCAGUUGGAUUAUCUUCCCUACCUUAUAAUUCAUCCAAAUCUGCCGUACAUAGCGUUUCAAAGAAUUUAGCUGUGCAUCUUACUCCACGAGGAAUAAAUGUAAAUGUCUUGGUUCCUGGUAUAACUCCUGUAACGUCUAGAUCAGCUGAUCUUGAUGAUAUAAGUCUUGGUGAUAUUCCUCAGGGUCGUUUUGGAGGUGAGUUAGACAUGGCUGGAGCGGUAUUAUACUUAGCUUCGCGUGCUGGCAGUUGGGUAUCUGGCAUUGAGCUUGUAGUCGAUGGUGGAACUCUUUUACAAUAUAGAUUAACGGAUGUACAAAGAAUUGCAUUGCCCAAAUAA